Messenger RNA from Juglans microcarpa x Juglans regia, 2507 nucleotides. Its product is annotated as receptor protein kinase-like protein At4g34220. The record is from RefSeq and is a predicted model, not a curated record. Lineage: Eukaryota; Viridiplantae; Streptophyta; Magnoliopsida; Fagales; Juglandaceae. Gene Ontology annotation, molecular function: ATP binding; protein binding; protein kinase activity. Gene Ontology annotation, biological process: protein phosphorylation. The coding region runs from base 1 to 2325 and encodes 774 amino acids. The transcript is spliced from 2 exons.
AUGAACCUCCAUUUGAUCUGGUGGAGAAUCACUUUCUUUGUUCUCCUUCUACUAAUUCCCUCGUUUGCUCUAAACUCAGAUGGGAUCCUACUGCUUUCCUUCAAAUACUCAAUCCUAAGCGACCCACUGUCAGUCUUGCAGAGCUGGAACUACUACGACGAAACACCGUGUGCAUGGACUGGAGUCACCUGCACCGAAAUAGGAAACCCGGCCACGCCGGAUUUGUUCAGGGUCACCAGCUUAGCCCUCCCCAACAGCCAGCUUCUGGGUUCGAUCGUCGCCGACAUCGGCAUGAUCCAAUACCUUCGCCACCUCGAUCUCUCCGGAAAUUUCUUCAAUGGGUCUCUACCCAAUUCAAUCUUCAAUGCCUCUGAGCUUCAGGUGAUUUCCCUUUCAAACAAUGUUAUCUCUGGCGAGCUACCAGCUGAGCUUAUAGGUGGGUUAAGAAGCUUACAGUUGCUAAAUCUUUCUGAAAAUGCCUUGGCCGGGAAUAUACCUCAAAAUCUCACUGCUUUGCAGAACCUGACUGUUGUUUCUUUGAGGAGUAACUACUUUUCUGGCAGUGUUCCAAACGGGUUUAACUCGGUUGAAGUGUUAGAUCUGUCUUCGAAUCUGCUCAACGGGUCUUUGCCUGUUGGUUUUGGUGGAGAGAGUUUGCGCUACUUGAACCUCUCUUACAAUAAGAUUUCGGGAAAAAUACCACCAGAGUUUUCAAAACGAAUACCAAAAAAUACUACAAUCGAUCUCUCAUUCAACAACCUAACCGGAUCUAUUCCGGAGUCUCUAGCUUUGCUCGACCAGAAAAACGAGUUCUUUUCCGGGAAUGCGGAUCUAUGUGGCAAACCCUUGAAGAACCAAUGCUCGAUUCCUUCCACUUUGUCUACGCCUCCCAAUGGCACCUCCACGUCUUCUCCAGCAAUUGCGGCCAUACCCGAAACCAUUGACUCAAUCCCAGUAACAGGCUCACCCGGCGCACCAAAUGGGACUGAUCAGAACUCGGCACAAGGUGGUCUAAAGUCCGGGACCAUAGCCGGAAUAGCUAUCGGAGACUUGGCCGGUAUAAGCCUCCUUGCGAUGGUUAUUUUCUACGUCUACCAUCUGAGAAAGGGGAACAAUAUUCUUAAACCAAAAAAUGCCGGAACAGAGACAGAAAAGAAAGUAGAAGUAAGCAUCAAACAAGACACAAUUCACAGAAAGCCCGUGGCUUGGUCCUGCUUAGGCGAAGAGGCUUCAGAGGCAACUAGUUCUGAUGGUGACCACGAUAACGAACUCGAAGUUGCAAUUAGUAUCCAUCCAAACGGGGACGAUCAUCAGAAAGGUCAGCUUGUGACGGUAGACGGAGAGACAAAGCUGGAGCUGGAGACUUUGCUGAAGGCGUCGGCGUAUAUACUUGGAGCCAGCGGGGCGAGCAUUGUGUACAAAGCAGUGCUCGAGGAUGGGACUGCGCUGGCAGUGAGGAGGAUAGGAGAGAGCGGGGUUGAGAGGAUGAGGGACUUUGAGAACCAGGUCAGGGCCAUAGCUAAGCUGCGCCACCCCAACUUGGUUCGCGUUCGUGGGUUCUACUGGGGAGACGAUGAGAAGCUCGUUAUCUACGACUUUGUCUCCAAUGGCAGCCUUGCUAGCGCCAGUUACAGAAAAGCAGGCUCAUCACCAAGUCAUCUACCUCUUGAGGUCCGGUUCAAGUUAGCAAGAGGAGUGGCCCGAGGACUGGCCUACAUCCACGAGAAGAAACACGUACAUGGCAACAUUAAACCCAGCAACAUACUCUUAAACUCUGACAUGGAGCCUAUCAUCGGCGACUUUGGUCUGGAACGCCUCGUCUUGGGCAGCACCAGCCACAAAGUGAGCAGCUCGGCCCGGUUUUUGGGAAGCCAAAGACCCACACCAGGACCCACGCGCGACGGCAUACAACACGACCUCACAAAUAGUACUGGUGCCAGUCCCUACGCACCGGCUGUAGGCUCGUCGGUGGGAAGUAGUGUAUCGUCGCCCUAUCAAGCGCCCGAGUCCCUGAGGAACCUGAAGCCCAACCCCAAGUGGGACGUGUACUCGUUUGGGAUAGUUUUGCUUGAACUUCUAACGGGGAGAGUACUUUCAGACGGGGAACUGAGUCAAUGGACCACCGGCUCAGUGGCAGAUGAGAAAAACCGGGUUUUGAGAAUGGCUGAUGCGUCAAUCAGAAGUGAAGUAGUGGAAGGCAGGGAGGAUGCCAUGCUGGCAUGCUUGAAAUUAGGAUUUAGCUGUGCCUCUUUUGCUCCACAUAAGAGACCCUCCAUGAAAGAAGCUCUCCAAGUCCUGGAGAGGACCCCAUGCACUUCAUGCUAAUUAAUGAUGAGUUUGGGUCCCACUAAUGAUGGAUGGAUUCUUUGGUUUCCCUUUUUUUUUUUUUUUUUUUUUUUUUUUUUCAUCUUUUGUCGUCUUGAAUGCUGCAUAAAGAGCUAACAGAUGCGAGGGAAGUGCUGAAUGUUUGACUGAUUAUUUUAUAUGUAUAAGAAGUGAUUAUAGCA